Pseudozyma hubeiensis SY62 is the source of this 2457-nucleotide messenger RNA. RefSeq lists its product as hypothetical. The transcript has a single exon. The coding region runs from base 1 to 2457 and encodes 818 amino acids. Lineage: Eukaryota; Fungi; Basidiomycota; Ustilaginomycetes; Ustilaginales; Ustilaginaceae. The record is from RefSeq and is a predicted model, not a curated record.
AUGGCCUCAGCCUUCAACCCCGUUGAUGACGCAAAACCCCUGCUUCUGAUCCUUGAUGAUGAUGGCAGUCACAUCGAUGAGUGGCUUGCAAGUCAUCCGCCGAGUCGACUCGGUGCGCCUGUGGCCCUAAACAACGGCACCAAUCCUCGGCCCAUCUGGGUGCUCAAAGUGCCCUCUCUGGAUCAGCUAGCCGAAUUGGCUCCCACCAAUGACUCCAUCUUCACAAAAGCAGACGAGCUCGUCCGUACUGCGACAGCACAGGUCACCGAGAUCCAAAACGACAACAACAUCCCCGUCCAUGCUGGCAAGAUCAAGAGCAAGAAGCAGUGCAGGACCGAGGUGCAGGACGCUUUCCACGACGAGAUCAUGCUCAUGACGGCGGAUCAUCCGCUGUGGGGCCAAGGCAAGUGGACCAUGCUCAUCAGACCAUCCGAGGUCGAUCGUGUGUUCACCCAGCUCGCCAAGAGCCUCGCCUCGGGCGACCUCAAAUACAGCUCCAUCAUCGCCCUUCGCGCUCGCGUGCUACCAUCCGAUGAGGGCGCCACGGACUCAAACAAACGACCCAAAACCUCUCAAGGUCGCCGGACUUCCAACAGAUCGCCUACCUCUUCCAGGCAGCCACAAGUACUGCUCGGCAUCGACAUUUUCUUUCGUCCGGUCUGGGACUCCAAUGCAGCUCGCGAGGUGUUGAGGGUGGUCGCAGGAGCAUCUGGUAGGAUGGCGUCGUUCUGCAAGUCCAGCCUGUAUUCGCGUCUCGGCGUCAAGAAGGACCAUCUGCUCGGCGCUCACGCCAGCUUGUACAAUUCAAAGACGCUCGUAUCGCCUGCUGAUGCAAAGCUGUGGGUCGCUGCGUACAGUGCCGAUGGAAACGCAGCCAGCGACCGGUCUCAUCUCGCCGACGACUCACCUUUCGAAGACGCAAGCUCCACUGCUGUAGCCGCCAAUGAGGCUGAGAGCUUCAUCGAAGGCGAGGGCGUACCUUCCUGCGCGAUCAAAAGGCCCUUGGAAGAAUCGGCGGUUCUUCAUGCAGGCGAUCGGGCUGAAAAGAAGGCGCGUAGCAUCGGGAACGACGACGACGACGGCUCGAAACAGCAGCCUACUCCCGCACCUGUGAGUGCGGCUUCGUUGCCGGCUGAAGAAGCUCAAAGCAAGGAGAGUCAGCAAGAGACAGGCGAGUCAGAGUCUCAAUAUGAGUUGAUGCUGCCAGUCCGCGCAGCUUCAAACCCAAGCACGGACAGGGUUUCCAAAAGCCUGUCAAUUGUAUCCGAGGAGAUCUCCAAGAAGACCAGUGAGACAGUCCCAGAUGCAGGCAUCGCUUACGAACAUCAAGGAAAGCUUGUGAAGCCAGUCGUCGACACAAGCCAAGGCAAGGUGGUGCCGUGUGUGGGUAAAGAGACGCAGACGCAGGAGGAGACCUUUGGAGCUGACCAUCGCGGCGCCAUUACCGAGGAAACGAGAGAUUCGAAGAACAACGAUCACGAGGCAGAUGAGUCUAGGGAGAACAAUAUCGAUACCAGUCAAGAGGAUCCUGAUGCGGAAGGCGAGUCAAUCGAAGAGGAGCACGGAUCGCAAGAGACGCCUCAACGCACUGAUGGCGAGCAGCAACCUGCCGUCAGGGCUCAAGAAGCUCUCGCCGCCGAAGAACAGAUUGCCCUUCAGGAACAGCCUCUAGAAGCUCCAGGCGUUGAUCCGGAACCUGAGCAGGCGGCGGUGUCGACCGGACACGGCGAGGAAGCUGACAAGGAUCAGCCCCUAGUGACAGCAGCAGUACCUGCAGAAGCAGCGUCGCCGCCUAACAACGUGCCUAACAACGUCGCGACGGUACCUGGUGCGGAUGGGAGGGACAAAGCGCAGAUUGAGACCAGUGAAAGCUUCAGCUGCUGCCAGCAAACAUCGAGCGCUGUCCAUACGAUGAAGAAGCCCGAUGCAGCGGCAAAAUCUCAUCUGGACACGUUGGGAGAUAUCCAGACCGAGCCCGGAUCCUCGAAAGCGAUGCCUCACGGUACCGGUGCCGACGAUGCUGCCCCGGCCCAGGAUGCAUCUGAUGCACACGCACGACAGGUGGAAGCACGUGUUGCUGUCACGCUGGAUACUCUCUCAGAGCCGAAAACCGUCAUCGAGGCAAGCAUCGAGGCUCCCGCUCAAGCCGCCCCUGAACGCGCUGAUCACGCUCAGCAAGCUGAUGACAACAAUCGCCCCGUCCCUACCGGAAACAAUGGCAACGAGAUUAAGGUUGCCGAGAUCGCAGCAUCAGAUCCGAUGACCGAGCCAAAGCCAAACGAGUCCAAAGCUUCAGCUGCUGAUCACAACGGCACCAAUGCGGUUAAGGCUGAUGGUCAGACCAUCUCGGCACAUGCUGAUGAAGUCGAAAUGACAAUGGACGAACUCAUCGUUGAAGGAGCCACCGCCGAGCCAUCGGUUCCCGGCCAAGGCGGGCUCGAAGCUGACGCCAAGUAG